UUGACAACUCAAAAGUCAAAAUUGCUUCUCUACAUCCUUCUAGUUCUAGACGACUCUUUUACAAGUGUCUUUUGCAGGAAAUUCUCAUAAUAAUCAAAGCCGUUGGCGAGUAUCUUGUUUUAUUGUUUGAAUAUUGGUGGCAUCUUGAGCUGUUUUACUAGUGCUAAAAGACGCAAAACACUUGAAGAAAACCAAUGGCAUUAGUUCCAACAACCGAGACAGAUGGUGCUGUGUUCACCGAAGUCGACAUGGGUUCCUCUGAUUCUAGCUCAACGGUUCGAGCCACUGUUGUCCAGGCUUCAACCAUCUUCUACGACACCCCUGCUACUCUUGAUAAGGCUGAGAGAUUAUUAGCUGAGGCCGCUUCACUUGGAUCACAGUUAGUUGUCUUUCCGGAAGCAUUUAUUGGUGGAUAUCCUCGCGGGUCAAAUUUUGGCAUGACUAUUGGUAAUCGCACGCUUAAGGGUAAAGAGGAUUUCCGGAAAUACCAUGCUGCAGCUAUCAAUGUACCUGGUCCUGAAGUUGAUCGAUUGGCAGCAAUGGCGGGAAAAUAUAAAGUUUUUUUGGUGACAGGAGUUAUCGAAAGAGAUGGCUAUACCCUUUACUGUACUGUUCUAUUUUUCGAUAAUCAAGGAUGUUAUCUUGGGAAGCACAGGAAACUCAUGCCUACGGCAUUGGAGCGCAUAAUAUGGGGCUUCGGUGAUGGAUCACACAUACCCGUUUUCGAUACUCCAGUUGGGAAAAUCGGUGCUGCUAUCUGUUGGGAGAAUAAAAUGCCACUAUUAAGGACAGCAAUGUAUGCUAAAGGAAUAGAAAUAUAUUGCGCACCGACAGCUGAUUCGAGGGAUGUUUGGCAAGCAUCAAUGACACAUAUAGCAUUGGAGGGUGGAUGUUUUGUUUUAUCGGCAAACCAGUUUUGUAGAAGAAAAGAUUACCCUGCUCCCCCGGAAUAUGUUUUUAGUGGAACCGAUGAAGAAGAACUCACACCGGAAUCUGUCGUUUGUGCGGGUGGUAGUGUUAUUAUUUCACCAUCAGGGGCUGUUCUUGCAGGACCUAAUUAUGACGGUGAAGCACUUAUUACCGCUGACUUAGAUCUUGGGGAAAUUACUCGGGCAAAGUUUGAUUUCGAUGUGGUCGGGCAUUAUGCAAGACCCGAAGUGCUUAGCUUGAUUGUGAGGAAUGAACCAACAACUCCAGUUUCUUUCACAUCAGAUGGCUCUCACAAAUAACUUUUUUAAAGAUGGAUCGGCCCUUGUUGUACGCUAACUUACGAUACCUCCCUUCGGAUAAAAUCUAAUCGACCUUGUUUUCGGUGGUAUUUGUUUGUUUGUUUGUUUCUUCUCCCCUUGUGUAAUCAACUUGAUAAUUUGAUGGAAAAUGGAUGUGUCUAUUGAUGAAA
Molecule: messenger RNA, 1399 nt
Organism: Helianthus annuus (common sunflower)
Lineage: Eukaryota; Viridiplantae; Streptophyta; Magnoliopsida; Asterales; Asteraceae
Product: bifunctional nitrilase/nitrile hydratase NIT4B
Exons: 6
Coding region: 195-1229 (344 amino acids)
Biological process (GO): detoxification of nitrogen compound
Molecular function (GO): nitrilase activity; nitrile hydratase activity
Source: RefSeq, a predicted model, not a curated record